GGGACCCGCGGGGCCGCCUCCUCCCGGCUCCCCGGCGCCGCUGGGCUCCCGGGCGGGCGGCAGGUGCAGCGCGGCCGGGCGGCCGGCGAGGGGGGCGCCGCGGCGGGUGGAUGAGAGUUGGCCCCGAUCUCCGCUCAGGGGACCCCGAGCGUCAUGUUAGGGUGAAGCAGAGGAGCUCAGUGCUGAACAUGCUAAGGAGGUUGGACAAAAUCAGGUUCAGAGGUCACAAGAGAGAUGACUUCCUUGAUCUAGCGGAGUCUCCAAACGCCUCAGACACCGAAUGCAGCGAUGAAAUCCCCCUGAAGGUACCGCGGACCUCGCCCCGGGACAGCGAGGAGCUGAGGGACCCUGCUGGUCCAGGGACCCUCAUCAUGGCCACAGGAGUCCAGGACUUUAACCGGACAGAGUAUGAUCGACUGAAUGAGAUCAAAGGUCACCUGGAAAUUGCCUUAUUGGAAAAACACUUCUUACAGGAGGAGCUCCGGAAGCUUCGAGAAGAAACCAACGCAGAGAUGCUGCGGCAGGAGCUGGACCGGGAGCGGCAGCGGCGGAUGGAGCUGGAGCAGAAGGUGCAGGAGGUGCUGAAGGCCAGAACCGAGGAGCAGACGGCUCAGCAGCCCCCGAAAGGGCAGGCCCAGGCCAACAAUGGAGCAGAGCGCCGGAGCCAGGGUCUGUCCUCGCGCCUGCAGAAGUGGUUCUAUGAGAGGUUUGGGGAGUACGUGGAGGACUUCCGGUUCCAGCCCGAGGAGAACACCGUGGAGGCGGAGGAGCCCCUCAGCGCCCGCAGGUUGACUGAAAACAUGAGGCGUCUCAAGCGCGGUGCCAAGCCUGUCACUAACUUUGUGAAGAACCUCUCUGCCUUAUCCGACUGGUACUCCGUCUACACGUCUGCCAUCGCCUUCACCGUGUACAUGAAUGCCGUGUGGCACGGCUGGGCCAUCCCAUUGUUCCUAUUUCUAGCAAUUCUGAGGUUAUCCCUCAAUUACCUCAUCGCCAGGGGCUGGCGGAUACAGUGGAGCAUCGUGCCGGAAGUGUCUGAGCCCGUGGAACCUCCAAAGGAAGACUUGACUGUGUCUGAGAAGUUCCAGCUGGUGCUGGACGUCGCCCAGAAAGCCCAGAACCUUUUCGGCAAGAUGGCUGACAUCCUGGAAAAGAUCAAGAACUUGUUCAUGUGGGUCCAGCCGGAGAUCACCCAGAAGCUGUAUGUGGCGCUCUGGGCCGCCUUCCUGGCCUCCUGCUUCUUCCCCUACCGCCUGGUGGGACUCGCCGUGGGGCUCUACGCUGGCAUCAAGUUCUUCCUCAUCGAUUUCAUCUUUAAACGCUGCCCGAGGCUGCGCGCCAAGUACGACACGCCCUACAUCAUCUGGAGGAGCCUCCCCACUGACCCCCAGCUCAAGGAGCGCUCCAGUGCCGCCGUCUCACGCAGACUGCAGACGACCUCGUCACGGAGCUACGUGCCCAGCGUACCGGCCGGCCUGGGUAAAGAGGAGGACGCCGGCCGCUUCCACAGCACCAAGAAGGGGAAUUUCCACGAAAUCUUCAAUCUGACGGAAAACGAGCGUCCGCUGGCGGUGUGUGAGAACGGCUGGCGCUGCUGCCUGAUCAACAGGGACCGGAAGAUGCCCACGGACUACAUCAGGAACGGGGUGCUCUACGUCACGGAGAAUUACUUAUGCUUCGAAAGCUCCAAAUCUGGGUCCUCAAAGAGGAACAAGGUCAUCAAGCUGGUGGACAUCACGGACAUCCAGAAGUACAAGGUCCUGUCUGUCCUCCCGGGUUCAGGCAUGGGGAUUGCUGUUUCCACGCCAUCAACCCAGAAACCACUCGUGUUUGGUGCCAUGGUGCACAGGGACGAGGCCUUCGAGACCAUUUUCAGCCAGUACAUCAAGAUCACCUCAGCGGCAGCAUCCGGCGGUGACAGCUAGUAUUGACUUGCCCGGGACGUUGCUGGAAUUUUUUUUUUAAACAAUUUGGUAGUGGAAACAAUUGGACAUCCUCAUGAGCUUUUGCAAUAAUUCUCCUGGACCUGUGGUUCUAUUGUGUUGACCUCUGCGUUUCAUUGACCACGAAGGGGCCAGGGCUCGCAGGGAUGGGGGUGUCCCUCUCCCAUGGGGCACAUCAGGUGCCUCUGAGGGACACCUAUGGACUGGGGGGGGCAGAGGCCCUCGGGGGCCCGUGGAGAGGACGUACAGGACCCCGGGCCCUGCCCUUCUCCAUUCCAGCCUGUACAGAGAAACCUCUCUGGCCGCCCCAAGAGGCUCUUGCAACCUUGUGUCCUGCUCUCCAGAGGCCGGAAGCUCGUCCACCACAAAAGCCAUAGCUGAGUAGUGCAGGGCCCCUUCCCCUGGGGACAGGAAGAUGUCCUCUUGGAGGGACAUGGGGGCGCUUCACCAACCACCGAGACGGGCCUGGCAGUCCUCCUUCCCCUUCCACAAGACCAUCCUGCAGUGUUUGUGCUGGGCGCCGGGUCAGGGCCGGGCACAGCGUCCUUGCCUGUGCUCUACACUCGCUCCGUGGGAGUAGGAGGGUGAGACGGGCCCUCCCCUUGCCCGCCCUUGGUGUCUUCCGUGGCGCUUUCCUCACCAGCCUCCAGGGCGCUCAGCCCCUCAUCAGUGAGGGCGCCUGCCACUCUAGGCCUGACGCACCGGCCAGGAGGUCUGUGGUGGGUGACCAGGAAGGGCACAGGAUGGCGUGCAGGAAAAAGCACAUCUUUCUCACACUUGGCUCUUUGGAAGGCCCAGGAGAACAUCCGAAGGCCGCUGGGGUGCUCUGAGCACUGCGGCUUGUCCGGCCCGUGGCCUCUAGGCUGCGGCUGCCUGGAUUGGUGAGGGGAGGGGGCCAGCAGCAGUGUUCCGGGUCCGUGGUGGCCCAGGCUGCAGCCACCUUUGGGCAGUGGCAGCGGCUCGGGCAGCUCCUGUGCUUUAGGGAGCACCUGUGAGCCGACCCCAGAGGCCUGGGCCUGCACUGCCUGCAGCUGAGGCGACAGUCUUCCCUCCCCUGCGUGCCUAGUCAGUGCCAGUCCGGCACAGACCUCUCCCAGCCCCCGCCCCGCCCCGGGGAAGCCUGCGCUUCCUGGGAACAAGGUGGCAUUUGUGGAGGGAGCGCCCUGCAGGCCUGGUUUGCUGGGGCCUCCUGCACUGGGCUGAAGGGAGGGAAAGGAGGCCUGGGCCUCGUGGACGGAGGUGGCUUGCGCGUCUGCUGGGGUGGAUUCCGCAGCCCCCUCAGCUUGUCCCUUGGGUGUCGUUGAGAUUGUUGUUUUUUGAAGAAACAGAAGAUUAUAUUUUUUACAGAGAGCAAGCUGUUUUUCUUAUUUUUAUAUCAUUUUUCAGAUGUAAUUUUUACCUUUGCUCCAAUCCUCAUUUGCGGGUGUAGGUGAGGGAUCUGGGGGCACGGGCUGGUUUCACCUGCUUCCUGGGGGCUGCAGGUCACACGCCGGUGCCGGGGUGCUUUGCAGGGAGCCGCGCCGACCACCAGAUUAAGCACACGUCCCAUCCAGGGCAGCAGAACCCCCUCGGCUCUAGGCUGCACAGACGUCGGCGUCCAGGUGACGAAUGGGGGCAGAACCCACUCUGAGCCAUGGGUCUGGCCCCUCGAGGGGUGCACCAGGGGAGGGUGCCCACCUCAGUGAACCCCACCUCGCUGCCUGAGGCAACAAAGCCACACAGGGUGGGUGCUGACCCACCCCAGGGGUGGCUGUAGGGGCAGUGCUACAGGCCAUGUCACACCCUUCUUCCCUGGGCUGGGCUGGGCAGUGCCUGAGGGUGGGUCCAGGGGCUGGGGCCAGUGAGCGCCUCUUCCUAGGUGCUGGGAUUCUGUCCCCAAACGCAGCAGGAGGGCUCCCUGGGGCAGAUGGGGCUUCUUUACCAGAGUCGUGUGGUUUAGUUUGAGUCCCUUUUGUGGAGAAAGGGAGAUGAAAACUGACCACCUGCUGGGUGUGGCCGCAGACCUCCAGGGAGGGCCAGCUGCUGGAAGCGGGGAGAGAGGGGGGCCAUGGCUGCCGGCACAGGCCCCUCCCUGGAGGUCCUCUGGAGCAGAACUCAGACCGGCGCGGGCUCUGGGCUCCCCGUUGAGAGAAGCUGUAGUUUUUACCAAAUUGUGUACAUCUGGGCAGAUGUUUAAUUUCUAUGACUAAUCACUGAACUAGAUGAAUGUUAAAUUUUUUAUGUCUGAAGCCUGAGUCUAUUUUGGAUCUGUAAAUAAUCAUUGCCAGUGUGACUUUUGUUCAACAAAAGGAUUGUACUGUAUUAAGAACUGAUGAAAAAAAUUCCCCUGUAACAUUUUUUAAAGAAAACUUUGUUUGUUUAAAGAAGAAGUCUUGUAUAAAUUAUAAUUUUUAUUUAAAUAAACCUAAAAUGCUUUGUGCUAAGGCUCA
Molecule: messenger RNA, 4372 nt
Organism: Sapajus apella (tufted capuchin)
Lineage: Eukaryota; Metazoa; Chordata; Mammalia; Primates; Cebidae
Gene: GRAMD4
Product: GRAM domain containing 4
Exons: 19
Coding region: 111-1925 (604 amino acids)
Biological process (GO): apoptotic process; negative regulation of toll-like receptor 9 signaling pathway
Source: RefSeq, a predicted model, not a curated record